Molecule: messenger RNA, 3627 nt
Organism: Salarias fasciatus (jewelled blenny)
Lineage: Eukaryota; Metazoa; Chordata; Actinopteri; Blenniiformes; Blenniidae
Gene: mettl4
Product: methyltransferase 4, N6-adenosine
Exons: 8
Coding region: 135-1400 (421 amino acids)
Biological process (GO): methylation
Cellular component (GO): nucleus; cytosol
Molecular function (GO): site-specific DNA-methyltransferase (adenine-specific) activity; nucleic acid binding; RNA methyltransferase activity
Source: RefSeq, a predicted model, not a curated record
CCGCUUCCGCCCCCAAGGCGCCAGGAGGCAGAGCUUCGUCUACUUUCUACUUUCGUUUCCCAGGAAUCGGCGUUGUUUCGACCGCCCUCAGCUGGCCUAUUACUGCCGGGACCGAACCUGAACGCAUCGCCGGGAUGGCUGUGGCGCUUCAGAGCGACCGAGGCUGCGUUUUGGACGCACGGCCGCUCCUCGACGGAGCGUAUUCGCCGUGCGUCCGAUGGAGAGGUGCACAGAAGUCACGCGUGAAAUGUCGAUUUAAGUGUUUUCAAGUUUCAAAGAGUCAUUUCAGCGCGAAUGCCGCCGAGGGGGGCGGAAACGCGGACAUGUCGCGGGAAACAGUCAAACCCACAAAGAAAAGGAAACGAAAGCACAGCGAACUCAACCACGGUGAAAUUGAUUCUCAAAUCUUUCAUGAGAAGAUCAGGCCUGUUAUUCUGGAAGGAGCCAGUUCCUUGGUGGAGUCGGCCCGGUCGCUGGGUUACCUGACUGGAGACACGGAGCCGCCGACGGAGCCUCCUCCCUCCCGGGAGUGCGGCCUCGCGGCGCUCUGCGGAAUGGCUAAAGAACUUCCUGUGGCGGAUGCCGAGGAGUGGGCCGCCGCUCAGCCGCUCGUCGCUGAGGACGGCUGCACGUCGCACGUCGACCUGUUCUCCCGUGUGACGGAGAACCGGGCAGCCUGGGCUUCGGUGGUCACGCUCAUGGGAGAGGAGUAUGUUAUACCUCCUCACACGGCCUUCCUGCUCUCUGAUUUCACAAGAAUACAACCACUAGUUCAAUACGGAGUGACGUUCGACCUCAUUGUUAUGGAUCCUCCUUGGGAAAACAAGUCCGUGAAACGGAGCCGCAGGUACAGCUCGCUGCCGUCGUCCCAGCUGAAGCGGCUUCCGGUGCCGCUCCUGGCGUCUCCCAGCUGUUUAGUGGUCACCUGGGUGACGAACCGGCCCAGCCACCGGCGGUUCGUCCGCGACGAGCUGUACCCACACUGGGGCGUGGAGGUGUUGGCGGAGUGGUUCUGGGUCAAGGUCACCACGUCCGGACAGUUUGUGUUUCCACUGGAUUCACAGCACAAGAAGCCGUACGAAGUGCUGGUGCUGGGCCGGUAUCGCUCCUCUGCAGACACCACAGCAGGCCAACCGGGGACGUCCGAGGUGCCGGUGGAGGAUCAGCGUCUGAUCAUCAGCGUCCCAUCGGCCCUGCACUCCCAGAAGCCUUCACUGUCAGAAGUCUUGAAACCAUACGUUGGAGCGGAGGCCAAGCGCUUGGAGCUGUUUGCGAGGAGCCUCCAGCCUGGAUGGACCAGCUGGGGCAACGAGGUGCUCAAGUUUCAGCACGCUAGCUAUUUUACCUUGGCGCCUGCGGACGAUCGGGCAGACGUCGGUCAAGACAACAGCAGAAGCUGAUCUGCAGUCCGCAGUCGCUGCGCACCAGUAACUGAACUCUGACACCUCCAACAUCACUGUUUUCACUUUUUAUUCCUUUUAAUAAUGAUUCAGCUGUAAAAUAUUUCUUCACCAGCCUCUUUUGAUCUGCUCUCCUCAUGUAUGUGGGACCUUUGAUAUCGUUCUUCGGUCGGGCUGCGUUUGCUGAGGUAGAAACACAAGUCCGAUGAUGCUCUCGGAGAGAUGAAAGUGCAUUUCUGUGCAGCUGUUCUGAACCCAACUUCCCAAUGCGGCAGUCACAUAAACAACACUCAAGGUUUUUUUAAAAACUCGCCUUUUGAGUAAUCUUUGGCACAACAUGCAUCUUAAGGAUGAUCAAAGUAUUUCUAUUUUUACUUACUCGAUGCUCUUUUGAGGCCGAGUUACAAAAUGUUCCCAAAUCCUAAUGAAAGAAAUACUUUGAUAUAAAAAUCCAUUUUGGAUAUCUUAUCCGUUUUUUAAAGGAGUUUUUAUAAGGUUUUUCAUUUGGACAACACAUUGAUCUCGCUCCUUUUCUACUUUUUGUGCGAUCGAGGACACCCAGUCCUAUCCUUGCCAACGUCCCUGAAUUCCCUUUGUUCCCGCCGAAAGAUGAACUUUUUCCCGCGCCACACUUCUGGCUGGCUAACCUGCCGUCUCCCGUUGGGUGGGGCCGUCUCUAAUGAGCCUGGAGGUGUUGUGCGGACGUGGAGGAUGAGUUAUGGCCGCUGCAGCGCGGCGCACAUCACAGCUAAUGAAGCCGGAGCGUGACUCCGGCAGGAUCGCUCCCGCCUCACCUCGUCUGCUCUCUGCCUCCCGCUCCUCGGCGAUCCUCCAUUUAUAUUAUAUACUGGAUGUACGUAUGUGGAAUUUGACACCAUAAUUCUCACUGAUGACUUUCAAAUUCAGUCAAAAACGGUAAUAAACUGAUAAGCGGACAAACUCCUCGGUGUAGUUCUAUUUAGUCUGACAAGGAAAAAGAAAAAUCUGACAGUUUUCUGAAACAUGUGUUGGCCUUCAUCAUGAUGCCAAGUUGUCAUGGAGAUGUUGUAGUGGUUCCACUUCGAAUACUCAUAUAUAUACAGGAGGUCGCAGCUCCCAUCACGCUCUGAAGACACACGGUUCACUCAUACACAGUAAAAUUCAAACUGCAGCAAAUAUUUUUAGAGAAAUGUUUUCCUUAAUUGUUUUGCACAUGAUGCUUUUUUUUUUUUUAAAUUUGCUACCCUCACCCUUUAUCAUCUAUUAAUAGUAAUGAAUUUUCAGACAUCUGCAGUGCACAGAAACCUGAAUGCUGUGUUCUAGUACAAUAUUCAGUACGUUUUAGGUCAAAAUAUUUCAAAAUAUCCACAUUUGAGACACGGGCUUGUCAAAGUAUAAUGGAGUGUGUUCAAAUGUUGGGAGUAAAAGUGGAAAGCUGUUAAAAAAAUAUUCAAUGAAGAACAGAAUCACAAAGUAUAACCACUUGGUUAUGGGCCUUCAGCUCACAGCAUGUGGUUCCUUUCUGGAGUUGUUAUUUUGAUUAAAGCAUUAUCAGUGGCUGGCGAGGCGUUCGAGGGGCUCGUCCAUAUUCUGAUUUCCUCAUAAUCUGUUUCCUACCUUAAGAUAUUGAGUUGCUGUAGUGUCCAGUUCCAUUCUCAGUUCAAUAAAAGAAGAAGAGGGAGCAGGUUCAGUCACCGACUGACGUUGAGGACUGACACUUUUGACAGCUACGAAUGGAGAAACACUCGUCUUGUAGCUGCUGGCCGAAACGCGACAGACCCUCACCUACAUUUUACAUAUCGUGUUGUUUGUACAGCAGAGUAGACCUGCGGUUUUGAACACCAUGAACCGUGUGACUGAACAGGAGGACAAAAAGCAAGGAUAAAGCCGUCUGUUCAAUUACAUUUAGAGUAUUUUCUGUUUGCCAAACAACAGCCGUCCUCCAUGCAAUCGACGCCUGCAGACUCAAACCCAUUAGGAAGCCCAGUGACGUGGUGGGGCUGGAAAUGGACUGUUCAGGUGGUCUCAGAGAGGAGGAUCCGGUCCAGACUGAGCAGUUUCUCACCCCUCCAUGAAGUCCUGGUCAACCGGAGGAGCUCCUUCAAUAACGGGCUCACACCGCCGAUGCAUGGCGCCGAUUGAGUUUUUUUCUGUAUGGAACUGUUAGAACAAGUCCCCCUGGGAUUAAUAAUGUAUGAAUAUUCUAUUCUAUAAAGAAAGUCAUUGUUUUGACAUUAAAUGAUUAUGU